Corylus avellana is the source of this 1249-nucleotide messenger RNA. Its product is annotated as LOB domain-containing protein 40. The record is from RefSeq and is a predicted model, not a curated record. Lineage: Eukaryota; Viridiplantae; Streptophyta; Magnoliopsida; Fagales; Betulaceae. Gene Ontology annotation, biological process: regulation of gene expression.
GGCUACGCAUGACUUUUCCCAAAAACCAGACUACCGUUUUCUCGGAAACAACUGCGGCCCCCCAUUACAAACCCACGUCCUCUGCUUGCUUACAAAAAUGCCUCCACAUCACCCGCCAUUCUCUCCAAAAUCCCACACAAUUCCUUCACUUUCCUCCAUUUACUCACAUUUUCCCACCCGUUUCUCGCUUACCAAACAAGACGCACAAUCAUGCGGAUGAGUUGUAAUGGCUGCCGAGUCCUCCGCAAAGGCUGCGGCGACAGCUGCACCAUCAGACCCUGCCUUCAGUGGAUCAAAACCGCCCAAUCCCAAUCCAACGCUACCGUAUUCCUCGCCAAGUUCUAUGGUCGCGCUGGCCUCGUUAACCUCAUCAAUGCCGGCCCCCAACAUCUCCGUCCUGAAAUAUUCAAAUCCUUGCUAUACGAAGCGUGUGGGCGGAUAGUGAAUCCGAUUUACGGGUCAGCCGGGUUGAUUUGGUCCGGGAGCUGGCAUCUCUGCCAAGCCGCCGUGGAGGCGGUUCUCAGAGGCGCGCCGAUCAUGCAGAUUUCUUCCGAGUCCGCUGUGAGCAGCAUGAGCCCACCGCUUAAAGCCUGCGAUAUACGCCACGUGUCGAAGAGGGAGAAAGCGGCUCCUUCCGAUCAGCUUCACAAGGUUAAGAAGUCUCGGAACCGGCUCAAGAGCUCUGCUGCGAAGCAGAAAGUGGAGUAUAGUGCUUUGGAGUUUGCGAUUGUGACCGGGUCAUCAGGAAAUGAAGACGAGUUCGGUGGAUCGGUGAGUCACGAGUUGUGGGCGAGUCAGAAUCCGAGUCGCGGAGGUGAUAGCGGAGAGGCUGACUGUGUUUCUGCUGAGACUGUGGAGGCUACGCUGGCGAAGCCGGACGAGCGAGCCGAUAGUAGCGACGUGGACUUGGACCUAACUUUGGGCUUCGGCCACUGGGAUCGAGUAAAGGGUGGGGAACAGCUGGACGGUGUCGAUGAUGACACGUGUAAGAUGGAAGUGGGGAUCCGGAGCGGCUCAGCCCAUAUGUAAAAUGAGUGUGGCCGUGGCAGUGUUUAGAUCAGAUGGUGAUUACAACCAAUUUUCCGUUUGUAAUACCUUUUUUUUUUUUUUUUUUGUUACCGUUGAAAUGGUAUAUUGUAUGUAAUAGAUAAUGUGAAGGAAAGAUAAUGAUACAAUUUGGUUUCUCUCUGUCUUUGUAUUCUCACAUGUAAACUUUUGACGAGGUCCGUAUGAUUACAUAAUUUACACA